Caenorhabditis sp. 36 PRJEB53466 is the source of this 5503-nucleotide messenger RNA. The record is from the annotation of a GenBank genome assembly. Lineage: Eukaryota; Metazoa; Nematoda; Chromadorea; Rhabditida; Rhabditidae.
AUGAGAGAGCUCUCGCUCCUUCUCUUUCUUUCCGUUUCCGUCAAUCUCGCACUCGCCAACGAUCAUGACCAUUCGGUACGGUUUUUUGGGGGGUUUAUCGGAUGUACGUUUUGCACUUUUUCCAGUUGAAACACGUACAAAAGAGGCACGACAUUCCGUUGGAGUUCAUCAUGAACUCGCACGAACACUCGGACAUUCGCCGAUCCGUUCGCCUCGAAAAGGACAUUUCGGUGCAGCGGAUGGCCUCGGAUAAAGUGGGUUACUGUAGAAGAACUAUGUAGUUUUCUGUCUCCAUGAGAGUAGAAGUCUGCGAUACGUAGGAUUACUGUAGUCACGGGGACACUCUAGGAUUACGGUGUGUGUGUGUGUGUGUGUGUGUGAUUGUUCAUUUUUCAGUUUGUGGUCCGUCGUGACGAGCCGGGAAGCAAGGCGUUCGAUUCAACAGAAGUUACUGGCGAUUCGGAGCCGGUGCCCGACAAAUUCGACCAGCCUUCCUACGAUUUUAUGCUGCCAGAGGGUCGAGCAGAGGUACCGUAACCAGAGUUGAGCGGAAGAACUCAACGGAACAAUUUUUAUCUUUUUUUGGAAAUUUUUUCAUGAAAUGUGAUCAACUGACGAAAUGUAGAGCAAAGUGAACUCUGCGCAUAGAAAAAUAAUUGUAAAUUUAGCUUUUCAUACAAAAAAGUUAUUCGAGUUGUGGCGUUAGCCCCCUUUUUUCACGCAACAACUCGAAUAACUUUUUUGUAUGCAAAGCUAAAUUUACAAUUAUUUUUCUAUGAGCACAGUUCACUUUGCUCUACAUUUCGUCAGUUGAUCACAUUCCGUGAAAAAAUUUCCAAAAAAAGAUAAAAAUUCUUCCGUGUUCGUCCGACCGUAACCCUUGCCUCUCCCUUCAACUUCAUCCACUCUCAUCUUUUGCGCCCUUCCAGAAGUCGACAAUCCUGGCCGUCGUGGACUUUAUCACGAAAAAGCACAACGCGCCGCCGACGUUCGCGGUGAAUUUCGACGAGAAUCAGUGGUUCGACGUUGGAAGUGUGGAGAAGACGACGGCGGACAACGCGGACGUCUACAAGGCGACGGUCAUUCUCAGGGAGGGCGCCGACGUCGCGAUUCUGAAGACCGACGGCGGUGUGUACAAGUUUGUGGUCGAGGCGCAGCAGGGAGAGGCUGUGCUCGCGUCAACGAACAUUGCCGUCGACGUGCUGAGCUUGGCGCCGACUACAAAAAGGAGCAGGGUGGUUACGGUGCCGUCGGAGCCGACGAUUCUCGAGACGGAAGCGGGGGUUACGGUGGCUUUGACGACUUCUGAAGCGUCUACUACUCCAGAAUCUUCUGAGAGUUCAUCUGAAGAAGCGCCGACCACUUUGGAGUUGCCAACUUCUGAAGAUCCGACGUCGCCUGAGGAUCUUUUGACGUUGGGAGCUGUUACGCCGUCUGAGGAACCGUUGACGAGUUUUGAAGACGUUGAUUCAUCUGGUGACACUUCUGAAGAUCUCCACGGCUCCGCUGAAGUUCCCGAAUCUUCUGGAGAGCCAGAAGAUCUUAAAACUCCAACAUCUUCAGAACUUUUGACUUCUGAAGACCCGGAAAGCCCGAUCGAAGGGCCUGUGACCAUUCUACCACUAAAAGCGAGUCAAGAAGGCAAAAUGGAAGCUCUGGAUGCUCAUCUGGAGAUUAUCGGCGCUCCAGAAGGUGUCAUCUCCAUCGCGAGAGCUUCUAGACCCGGUGACGUCAUCAGAAACCUUCAAAUUGUGCUCCAAACUUCAAAAACGAACCGCUCCGAGCUGGCGGAGCUGUCCGUCGAACCAGCGGGCGCUCUUCAGAUCCGCCCGUCUCUCGUCUUGCCCGGAGAGCCUGCUUCUCUGUUUUUGGGCUCUCUGGAGCUUCUGAAACGCCUUCAGACGGUCGAGAUCAUCGCCAAGUACUCGGACUCGACGGUGACAAUCCGUCAACCUCUCCGUCUUCGGAUUGCCCAAGAUUCUGAAGAGUCGGCGGGGUCCGAAAUGUCUUCUCUUCGAGAAAUCGAAUUGACGGUCGUCGAGUCGGCCGAAUCGGGCCGAACCGUCGGAUCCGUCGACGGAGACAUGAAGAUUCUGGGCGGAAAUGAGGACCGAUUCUCGCUCGUCGGCAAUGAUAUCAUCGUGUCGUGCGGACACUUCGACACCGACAAAUGCCUUCAACACGACGAUCGGAAGACGUUCACGCUGAUGCUGAUGCCCAGAAACGGUACGUUGGCACCACUUCAGGUCACGAUUCGAGUGCAACAGCAUGCGAAUGUACGCACUUCCGACAACGUCAUCCGAAUCUCCGACAAUCGCAUCAUCAGCCCGUUUGCGGUGAUCACGGAGAGAACGUCGAAGAGCAUCACGUUGACCGGUGACGGGGCCAAGUUUUUGGGGUUCGUCAAGGCGGCGGAUGGCCUGUAUCAGGUCAGUACGAUGCUCCGAACUUCCGGCACACACUUAAAUCAAUCAAUAUUUCAGCUGAUCGUCGUCAAUUCCGCCGCUUCCGGUCGCUACACCCUUCAAAUUGGCGUCGAAGAUCCGGAGGAUACGCCCACGCGAUCAGUCGACGUGUUCGUCGAGAACUCGCUCGCGCACGCUCACUUCCGCAAAUCCAAGUACGAAAUGAGAGUAGAUGCGCGCCACGUCACAAAAGAUUUGAAAUUGACGCAAGUGGAACUGGAAGGAGUGCCCAUCGACGCGGCGAAGAUUAUGAUUCUGGACGCGAAUCCCGGAUGGGUUACGGUAGAGGAUUACGGUGGACACGUGAAAGUGGGCAAGUACGACGGGCCGGUGCUCAAUGGAAAGUACGCGAUUCGGAUUGGAGCCGUCGAUCGGAAGACGUGGACGAUUUUGACGGAAACUGUUUUGGAGUUGAGUGUGGAGAACGGGGAGGAGAAGGCGGAGGAGGAGAAGAAGAAGAAGAAGAAGAAGAAGACGGAGAGCCGCGUUAUUGAGGAGACGUUCGACAGGGAGAACGAGGAAAUGUUUGGAAUCGAGGUGGAGGAGGAGAAUCUCAAGUUGGACCCCAACUCGUUGUUCGGAAUCGACGAGAAGGGACGGAGAGUGCAAGUCGAACCGGUGAGUUGGCUGUAGGGUUCCAAGCGCGACAGUACCUCUAAGAGUGGUCUGACAGAAAUGUUGUCAACUACAAAAAUGCAGACCUAGUUAUGUGCUCUAUUUUUGUAGUUGACAUUUUUUCUGUACGACCACUCCCUAGAGUACUGUAACUGCUGGAAGUUGGUGCUGAAAUGCACGCGCGACCUCAGCGUGACCCAGCUUUCAAGAGCUACAGUACCCCAGGGAGUAGUCGUACAAAAAAGUUGUCAACUACAAAAAUAAAGUGCAAGAUGUGAACUUUACUUUUGUAGUUGACAACUUUUCUCUAAAACGACUUCCCAAAUUACUGUAGUUUGUUAAACCAAGAGUACUUUUUCAGACGUCGAUAACCAUGUCCAAAUCUCAUCUCAACAUCAACAAAGAUUCCCUGAAAUCGCUCCGAAUCUUGGGUUUCAGCCUCAAAUCCCAAGAGCCCGAUCUGAAAGUGUCCGUCGUUGUCCGUCUGAUUUCCUCGCCACAAUACCUGGAAACGAUGAGAAAGAAUGCGGCGCGCCCGGUUUAUCCGGAGCCGUGGAGCCGCGCGCAAAAUGUGAUCCACGUGGAGAUGAACGAGGAGUUGGCGCAAGGACAGGUCGUCGGCGUCUUUCCGGCCACGUCUCCUCUCGAUUCUGGAGUCACCGAGCCGUCGAAACUGUCUGGAGACAUGAGGGAGGCGUUCGAUUUCGACGAGACGAGCGGAGAGCUCAAGAUCCGGCAGAGAAUCGACUUCGAGUCGCUGUCCGAUGCCCAGAAGACGUUCGAUUUGACGUUGACGUCCGGAGAGCCGGGAUUUGAGAGCCAAGCCGUGCUGAGGGUGACGGUGGUCGAUGUCGACGACAAUUCUCCGAUCAUCGCCGACGUCGGCAUCGUUUCUGUUCCCGAGAAUCUGGCGGCCGGGUCGAAGAUCGUAGAAUUGAAUGUGAGGGAUCCGGACGGAAGUGCCAGUUAUCGAGUGAAUCUGUCUGGAAACGGCGCCGAAAAUUAUCGAGCUAAUAUUGUAGGCUAACAGUUUUAGUUGAGUCACAUCGCCCCCUUGCUUCUUGCUUCAGACCGCCAACGGAACGCUCUCAAUUUACGUGUCCGACGACGCUCGCAUCGAUCGUGAGCUCGAAGACGCGCACGCACUUCUCGUCCAAGUGUCCGACGUGUCCGGCAACUCGGACCGGAUCCUUGUGCCCAUCGUGAUUCUCGACGUCAACGACAAUGCGCCAGAGUUCAAGAAGAAGGUGUACGACGUGGAAGUGGUCGAGGACUGGCCGAGAGGAAUCAUUCUCGGAAGGAUUCUCGCGAAAGACGCGGAUUUGGGCACGGCGUCCGACGUCAGAUACAGAAUCGAGGGAGACGAUGAUGAUGACGGCGUCUUCGUCGCGGUCAACUCGACGUCUGGAGUGCUGACGGUGGCCGCAGAGCUUUGGGGAUUGGCGAGCCACGUGCCGUACAAGUAUCGAUUGAUCGCCGAGGAUUCUGGAGCGCCGCCGCUCAACUCGACGACGAUGUUGAGUGUGAGAGUUCGAGCGAAGGAGGAGCUGAUCACGGACACUUUUGUCGCGUUUUUGGAGCCGAAGAGCGGAGCACAAGUCGUUGUGAAAGAGGCAAGUAACUUCGAGAGGCUACAGUACCGCAGGAAGUGGUGCUAGCGAAAAGUGGUCAACUACAAAAGUAAAGUUUAAAAUGGGAACUCGACUUUUGUAGUUGACCACUUUUCGCUAGCACCUCUCCCUGCGAUACUGUAGCGGCUCGAAGUGGACAAUAGUCGGAUCGUUACAGAACGUGCCGCUCGACUCCAAAAUUCUCACCGCAAAGGCCGAGCUUCGUGGAAUUCCGUCGCAAACGCGCGCGACUCUUCUCUAUUCGCUAAAAGAUUUGCUCAACGACGAAAAAGAGCCGAGUUUCGCGAUUGACCGAAAAUCCGGUGACGUGUUCGCUGUCAAACCUGUCGAUUAUGAGAAGACGAACGAGUAUACGGUAUACGUUUUUCCACACUUUUUUUCCCGUUUUUUCCCCGUUUUUUUCCAUUUUUGACAAACUUUUUGCACAUUUUUUUCGCCCCCCUAUACCGUUCUAUUUGCCGUUUCGAUUAUCCCGAUUAUUGUGUCCCACAGAGGGUUUUACCCUAAACACAAACUUGUGACGAAAGAAACUGGUAGGUUUUUUUGUGAGCGACACCUUUUUUGUACAAUCAUUCCUAGAGGUACGGUAGCGUUUGGAAGUUAGGUCACCCUAAACGCGUUCAAGUUUCAGCGCCAACUUUCAAGAGCUACAGUAGGCCCAGGGAGUACAAAAAUACAGUACCUGAUGUGAACUUUUCCUCCAAAAACAUUUCAGACGCGCUUGACGUUUCGAGAACCUACAAUAUUCGUUCAAAGUUGACUUACCGAGACGUUGUGAAAAAGAAGGCUUAA